This is a messenger RNA of Triplophysa rosa, 11622 nucleotides long. It is a transcript of the gene frem2a, whose product is annotated as FRAS1 related extracellular matrix 2a. The transcript has 25 exons. Gene Ontology annotation, cellular component: membrane. NCBI's taxonomy places the organism in Eukaryota, Metazoa, Chordata, Actinopteri, Cypriniformes, Nemacheilidae. The coding region runs from base 472 to 9822 and encodes 3116 amino acids. Gene Ontology annotation, biological process: cell communication. The record is from RefSeq and is a predicted model, not a curated record.
UUUAGCCAUGUAUUUUUUUCCAAAAGAAAGUACUGGGUUUUUUCUCUCAUAACUUGUUUUGAUCUCCUUUUUUUUCAGGCACAGAGAAAACUUUAUCGAGAGCAUUGCUGAAUCGCAUCACUUUCCUAACACAGUAGCCAACAAUUAAAAGAUCAAUGCGCAACAGAAGAUGUGGCAUCCGAGUGUAUCACCUGCGAUCGAGGGAAUGCAACUCAACAUCCAAUCGACUGAGACUGUGGGCGUGUUCUUCUCUUUCCAUCCUACCGACAAGCACAAGUUAAAACUGCUCUCCCUCUUUCUCUCUUUGAGUCUGGGAAUGCCGCGCGAGCAUCCUGGCGCGCGUGUGGAAUUUCUGAACUUUCCGUAUAUUCUUCCGUGGAUGUAAAGAAUAAGAGCAGGACAACCGAGCUUCGUUUUGGAUAUUUCCCUCCUCACCAAACCCUCCCGUGACUGUUUACAAGCUCGCGCACUAUGGAACUUUACGCAAUUCUCCUUUUCUUGGUUUCCCUGACAGGUGCGCGAGGAGUUGAGCGGCACGCAUUGUCGUACGCGUAUACGCCUGAACUCUCGGAGGACGCGAUACUGGUGGCUAACAACGGUAUACACGUGCCUUUUGGAAGAUCGGUUUUUAUCGAUCCGAUGAACGAUCUGGUCAUUGAAGUUCAGCCGGGGGAUAUGUGCAGUAUUACGGUGCUGGAUAAUGAUCCGCUGUCUCAGAGACCCGGGCAUCUAUCACCUAAAAAGUUCCCGUGUGAAUUUGGUCCUAAUGAUGUCAAAUACUCUCAUCUCGGCUCCAGAAGCCCUGCGGAGGACAGGGUGAAGCUACAACUCAGGUAUGACACUCAGACUGAAACUAUAAUCAUCCCCUUUAUGUUAGAGGUGGGUGUUGUUUUCACACAAUUGGAGAUUGUAACGAAAAACGUGCCUCUUGCUGUUGAUAGUUUACUUGGCACUAGUAAUCUUAUUGACAGAAAGGUGCUAGAAUUUACUUAUGAUAAAGACUCUGAACAAUGUGAAGUCACGUCACUGGCUGCCAGUAGCGCUUUACCCAGAUACGGAAAAGUUGUUGAUGAUGGCAAAUUGGAGAAGACGAUGAGCUGUGAGCAGUUUCUCAAAGCAGACAUCAGAUAUGAGCACACGUCUACCCACAAGUCUCCAAAUAGGGAUUACAUCCCGAUGGUGGUGGAACUCCGUAGCAAAGAAAACAAUUUACUGAAGCAGGAGUUUUUUCACGUGAUGAUCCGGAUAAAAGACGGCGUGGAAAACACUCCUCCCAGACCCAGUUUCGUGGCCAUGAUGAUGAUGGAAGUCGAUCAGUUUGUUAUGACAGCUUUAACCCCCGAUAUGCUGGGAGCCGAGGAUACUGAAUCCAGUCUGGAUGAUCUUAUUUUCAACAUCACCUCUCCGUUGUCAUUCGAGGAGGGUUAUAUUGUGAGUACAGAUGAUAGAAAUUUACCCAUCACGUCAUUUUAUCAAAGAGAUCUGAAGGAACUGAAAAUAGCAUAUAAACCUCCAUCUCUGGACUCGGAAACUGAGAGGAUUUUUCAGAUAGAGUUAGAGGUCAUUGACACAGAUAGUGGGAUUUCCGAUCCUUUUGCAUUUAUGAUUGUGGUAAAGCCCAUGAACACUUUAGCACCAGUGGUGACAAAAAAUACAGGUCAGCUUCUGUAUGAAGGCCAAUCUAGAUCUUUAUUCACUCAGAGCAACUUGGAAAUUAGUGAUGAGGACAAUCUGGACAGUGUUAGGAUAACUGUGGUCGAUGGUCUACGUCACGGUCAGUUAACCUUGUUGGGCACCAACAGGAAGUAUUUUACCCCUGCCGACCUAGAAGUGGGCAUUGUGAUGUACCAACAAGAUGGAAGCGACACGUACAGCGAUAAUGUCAUUUUCAGAAUGUCAGAUGGCAAGCAUGACGUCGAGUUUUUGUUUCCCAUCACAAUUGUACCCACAGAUGACGAGCCGCCCAUCAUAAAUGCAAACACAGGGCUGGUUUUAUCAAAAAAACAGAUGGUGUCCAUCUCGCAACUCACGCUCAGCGCAGCAGAUAUUGACUCUGAAGAUUCCACCAUUAAAUUUAUUAUCGAACCGCCGCUCUCAGCUAUCGGUGAGGUCCUCAUGAGGCAAUCUGAAGCUCCGGAGGACCCAACGUCAUGGAAGUUUAAUUCAGUAGAUGGUGUGUAUGAGAAAGUAGUGACAGAGUGGCUUCAAAAAGACAUUACAGAUGAAAAGCUCUUUUAUAAACAUACAGGUCCACAUAUCACGGAGACCAUCACCGAUCAUUUUGUGUUUAAAGUGCAAGACGACGCCGAUCCUCCCAACCAAUCUGGCGAGAAUUCAUUUGUUAUUAAAAUUCUGCCUAUUGAUGAUGUUCCACCCGUGCUGUUCCCGGGUACUACUUUGCAGAUGACGGUACAUGAAUAUCAGUUGACUCAUUUCAGCAAAAAUGUGCUGCAUUACACAGACCUAGAUUCGGAGGAUCGUGAUUUGAAAUAUACAAUAACUCAACCGCCAACAGACGCAGAUGAGAAUAAUCUGGUUCGAUUUGGAUCUAUUGUUUUAACGGACAGCCCUGAUAGUGAGGUAACAGAAUUUACUCAAGCACAAGUUAACCAUCAUAAGAUUUCCUACAGCCCGCCAGACCAUGAGCUAGGCAUCACACCCCAUGUGGUGCAGUUCCAUUUCAGAGUCGAAGACACAGCUGGAAACAGCGUUGAUGGUGAUUUUACCAUUUUUCUGAAGCCCGUAAACAACAAACCCCCACAGAUAACAAAUUCGGGCUUCACUGUUCUGGAGAGGGGCGUACACAUCAUCACAAGUGUCGAACUUGACGCGGAUGACCCUGACACCGAUAGCAAGCAGAUUUUAUUUACAGUGAGUCAAAUUCCAGUCCACGGCCACAUCCAACAUACAUUUAGCAAUUUGCAAAAAGGUAGUACUUUCAAUCUGAUGGAUAUCACCGAAGGUAAACUUUCAUACGUCCACAAUGGCGAUGAGAUAACAAGCGACUCUUUAAAAUUAGAUGUUAGUGAUGGCUUUCAUGUUGUGCCUGUCACUGUAAAGGUAGUCGUGAAGCCCGUCGAUGACGAGACUCCGACGCUCACGGAGGGCACUGUUGGCUCCCGCUUGGACGUGUUGGAGAACGGUGCAACAGAAAUGACCACCAACGUCAUCCAGGGAAAAGAUGAGGACACAGAUGACCUCAGGCUGACCUUCAUUGUGGAGGAACCUCCAAGGUUUGGAGAAAUUCUGGUGAAUGGAGUUUCCUCAAGCUCGUUUACUCAAGCUGAUCUCAUCAGUGGUCUGGUUGUGUAUGCUCACACAAGCAGUGAAAUCGGUUUCACCUCUGUAGAUGAUGUUUUUAAUCUAACUCUCUCGGACAUGUCGGAUGAAUGGACUGUUGGGGGGAACAAAAUAAAAGGAGUCCGUGUUUACGUCACCAUUCUUCCUGUAGAUAACCAAACUCCGGUGGUCACAGUUGGCCCUACUUUUAACGUCUUUGAGGGUGACAAAAAUGCUAUUGGUGGACAUCAGAUAACGGUUGAGGACACUGAUACGCCAAUUGAGGACAUCCUAUGCACCAUCAUCGUUCAACCCACAUCAGGAUAUGUGGAGAACAUCUCUCCAGCACCUGGCUCUGAGAAGUCAAGAUCAGGAAUGGCGGUGAGCGCUUUUACCAUCAGAGAUAUGAAUGAAGGUCAUAUAUAUUACGUCCAGAGCAUACAUAAAGGCGUGGAGCCGGUGGAGGACAGGUUCAAUUUUCGUUGCUCCGAUGGUGUGAACUUCUCAGAGCGUCAGUUCUUCCCUAUCGUCAUCAUUCCAACCAAUGAUGAAAAACCGGAGAUCUUUGUGAGAGAGGUUGUUGUAAUGGAGGGUAUGAAUGUUUUCAUAGACACUCCCAUUUUGAACGGAAUUGAUGCUGACGUUCCUGCAGAGGAGCUGACAUUUAUCAUUACCAAACCUCCGAAUUAUGGAGUGAUCCUCAAUCAGCUGACAACAGGCCCCGUCCCGGUCACAAACUUCACUCUUGAACAAAUCAAAGAAGCCUCAAGCAUAAUUUACGACCACGAUGAUUCAGAAACCACAGAAGACAAGUUUGACAUCUUGCUUACAGACGGAAAACAUUCAGUCGAGGCUACGAUCAUGGUGAUGAUUAUUCCAGUGGAUGAUGAAACACCAAGGCUUGCCAUUAAUGACGGACUUGAAAUUGAGAUCGGAGAAUCAAAGGAAAUAAAUAGUAAAGUACUCAAAGCUACUGAUUUGGAUUCAGAUGAUGAGUCGCUCACGUUUAUCAUUCGCUACGGUCCUGCACAAGGUUUCCUUUAUAAAAAAACAUCAGGAAAUGUUGCUAAAAGGUCUGUUGGACCCUUAGAGAACAUCACUGUUGGGAUGAACUUCACACAAAGAGAGGUGAACCAGGGUCUUAUUUUCUACUCUCACAAUGGUCAGGAAGGCAUCCGUGACCUUGUCAAGUUCGACGUAACGGAUGGUAUCAACCCUCUGAUUGACAGAUACUUCUAUAUUACCGUAGGCAGCAUUGAUAUGGUGUUUCCUGAUGUCAUCAGUAAAGGGGUGUCACUAAAAGAAGGUGGGAGAGUGACCCUCACUACAAACCUUCUCAGCACCAGCGACCUCAACAGCCCAGAUGAGAACUUAGUGUUCACCAUCACAAGAGCCCCAGUGAGGGGUCAUUUGGAAAGCACAGACACGCAAGGCAUGCCUAUUGUGUCCUUCACCCAGCUCCAGCUGGCUGGGAGCAAAAUCUACUACAUUCACACUGCAGAUGAUGAAGUCAAGAUGGACAGCUUUGAGUUUGAGGUCACCGAUGGUUAUAAUCCCGUGUUCCGUACAUUCCGUGUGUCGAUCAUUGACGUUGAUAACAAAAAGCCCGUACUGACAGUUCAUGACCUCACGGUGACCGAAAGACAGACAAAACUCAUUACGCCCUUUGAGUUGACCAUUGAGGACCAAGAUACAGCCGAGCAUCUUCUGAAGUUCACAAUCACCCAGCUACCUAUUCACGGCAAGCUGCUUUUCAACAAUAGCCGACCGGUUGCAUCCUUCACAAAACAGGACCUGAAUGAGAACAUGAUCAGUUACAAGCAUGACGGCACAGAGUCGCAAGCCGAUAGCUUUUCUUUUACAGUCACAGAUGGAACACACUCAGACUUUUAUGUUUUUCCUGAUACCAUAUUUGAAACCCGGAGCCCUCAGACCAUGAAGAUCAACAUUGUGUCUUUGGACAAUGGCGUCCCUCAGAUUGUGAUUAACAAAGAUGCACCGACUUUAAGGGUGUUGUCCACAGGUCACUUAGGUUAUCAGAUCGCAAGUAAAGUCCUGAAGGCGGUGGACAGGGACAGCGUUCCUGAGGCCUUGGUAUUUCACAUCACCACACAACCAGAGCAAGGCUACCUGAUCAACCUGGAUAAAGGGAAUGCCUCCAUCAACACCUUUACACAAGCUGACAUUGAUGAUCUUAAAAUCUUCUAUAUCCUGAAAGACGACAGCAAUGCCACCCGUGAUCUCUUCGGUUUUACCGUGGAGGACAGCGGAAAAAACAAACUGAAGAACCAGCAGUUUCGUUUAAACUGGGCUUGGAUUUCUCUGGAGAAGCCGAGUUACAUGGUGGAUGAGCAGGACAAAGUUCUCGAGGUUGUCCUCCGACGACGAGGUUUCCUCGGAGAAACAUCUUUUGUCGGAAUUGGAACUCUGGAUGGCAGUGCUGAGAAGGGGAAGGAUUUUCAAGGGAAAUCUCAGAAGCAGGUGCAGUUUAACCCCGGCCAGACCACAGCCACAUGGACCGUGAGGGUUCUCUCAGAUGGGAAAUAUGAGCAGUCAGAGAAUUUCCAGAUUAUCCUCACUGAGCCGGUUAUGGGUGCUCUGGAGUUUCCAGCAACAGCCAUGGUUGAGAUAGUGGAUCCAGGAGAUGAAUCCACAGUCUUCUUUCCUCAGGCCAGCUUUGCUGUCGAAGAGGAUAUCGGAGAACUUCUGAUCCCCGUGCGCAGGAGGGGAGAUGUCAGUGAGGACCUUAUGGUGGUCUGUCACACCCAGCAAGGGACUGCCACAGGGACCGUUCCCACUUCAGUCCUGUCGUACUCUGACUACAUCUCCCGUCCAGAGGAGCAGGCCAGCGUCCUGCGCUUCGAUAAGGACGAGAUGGAGAAGCACUGCCGCGUGGUGAUCAUUGAUGACUCGUUGUACGAAGGAGAAGAAAGUUUCAACAUCACUCUUAGCAUGCCUGUGGGAGGUCGUCUGGGAGCGGAAUAUCACACCACAUGCGUCCACAUAAUGCCAGACCAGGAUGACGCUCCUGUGUUCUACUUUGACAACCAGCAGUAUCAUGUCGACGAGAGCGAUGGGUUUGUUGAGCUACGUGUGUGGAGGACAGGGACAGAUCUCUCGAAAACAGCUACAGUCACUGUGAGAUCCCGCAAAACAGACCCUGUAUCCGCAGAAGCGGGUUUGGACUAUGUGGGAAUCAGCAGAAACUUGGACUUUGCACCAGGAGUGGCCGUGCAGACAGUUCGGGUCACCAUUCUGGAUGAUCUGGGCCAGCCGGUUCUGGAAGGGACGGAGCGAUUCGAGCUUGUUUUUCGGAUGCCCUCCAAUGGAGUUCUGGGAGAGCCAGCAAAAGCCACAAUCUUUAUUAAUGAUUCAGUUUCAGACUUGCCGAAGGUAGAGUUCAAACAAGCUGUCUUAACUGCAGAGGAGAGUGAAGGUCAAAUCUUAGCAAUGAUCCACCGCAGCGGUGACAUCAGACACAGGUCUACUGUACGCUGCUACACGCGGCAGGGCUCCGCACAGGUGGCGUCUGACUUUGAUGAGAGACCCAACACUGACGCCUCCAUCAUCACUUUCCUGCCUGGUGAGGCUGACAAGCCGUGUGUGCUGAAACUGGUGGAUGACCUCAUUCAUGAAGAUGAAGAGGAGCUACGUCUGGUUCUGGGCAGCGCAAAGAGCGACUCGCUGUACGGGGCGUCCAUUGGCAAUCAAAACGAGACGCUUAUCAAGAUCAAAGACAACUCUGACAAGCCCAUCAUUAAGUUUGCCGAGACCAAGUUCAGUGUUAGCGAGCCGAAAGAGUCCGGACAAGUGACGCUGGUGAAAAUUCCCAUCCGCCGGACGGGAGACACUUCGAGAGUGUCCCUGGUGAGGGUUCACACCAAGGACGGCUCAGCUGUAUCGGGAGAGGACUACCAUCCCAUCUCUCAGGACGCCGAGUUUAAAGUGGGUGACAGCGAACAUGUAGUGGAGGUGGAGGUCCUGUUUGAUGGUGUAAAAGAGAUGAGGGAAGCUUUCACGGUUCACCUGAAACCAGACGAGAACAUGAUUGCUGAAACACAGAUGACUAAAGCCAUAGUGUACAUCGAAGAGGGCAACAGUAUAGCUGAUGUCACGUUUCCCUCGCUGCCUCACAUUGUGUCACUUCUGCACUAUGAUGAUGUCAGAAGAACCAAAGAGAAUUUGCAGCCACCCGCCGGUUACCCUGUCGUGUGCGUUACGGCAUGCAACCCCAAAUAUCCCGACUACGAUAAAACUGGUUCCAUCUGCAUAAGCGAACACAUCAACGACACCCUGACCCGUUACCGGUGGCUCAUCAGCGCCCCCAGUGGUCCGGAUGGUGUCACCAGCCCAAUGAAAGAGGUUGAUUUUGACACCUUCUUUACGUCCUCGAAGAUGAUCACCCUAGACUCGGUUUAUUUCCAAGCGGGCUCCAGAGUGCAGUGCGCGGCCCGUGCUGUGAAUUCCAACAGGGAUGAGGGGCUGGAACUCGGCAGCCCAAUUGUAACUAUUAGCAUGGAGGAAGGGAUGUGCCAGCCACGUAAAUUGGGCACAGUAGGCGCUGAGCCCUUUUCUGCCAAACUGCGGUACACGGGCGCCGAAGACCCCGAAUAUGCCAAUCUCAUCAAGCUUACUGUCACCAUGCCCCAUAUAGACGGCAUGCUCCCUGUAGUCUCCACACGCGCUCUGUCCAGUUUCGAGCUGACCCUCAGUCCUGACGGCACUCGGGUUGGGAACCACAGGUGCUCCAAUCUGCUGGACUUUAAAGAGGUCUCGACACGGCACGGCUUCCUGACUGAGGCCACGCGGAACAUAGAGAGCACCGGCGAGACUCUGCCGUAUCAGUACAACGCGGCUCUCAGGAGCCAAAGCGCGCUACGCUUUUACAGGAACCUGAACUUGGAGGCCUGUCUGUGGGAGUUUGUGAGUUAUUAUGACAUGUCUGAACUCCUCACAGACUGUGGGGGAACCAUCGGAACAGAUGGGCAGGUGCUGAACCUGGUGCAGUCGUACGUGACCCUGCGCGUUCCUCUGUACGUCUCAUAUGUUUUUCAUUCACCUGUGGGAGCGGGAGGCUGGCAGCACUUUGACCUGCAUUCUGAGGUCCGGCUCACCUUUGUGUAUGACACUGCCAUCUUGUGGAAGGAUGGUGUCGGCAGCCCUCCGCAGGCAGAACUGCAGGGUGCCUUAUAUCCAACCAGCAUGAGGAUUAAUGAUCAGGGGAAACUGGUGGUGAACUUCCGCACAGAAGCUCGCUUUAGGGGCUUGUUUGUGGCAGUACAUCGUGCAGCAAAGGGUCUCAAAACUGCAGAAUCCCCUGUGAACUCUAUGGUGUUGAGCGCAGACCACCCAGGCUUGACUUUUAACCUCACACUGGUCAGAACUGAGCCCACAUACAACCAGCCUGUCCAGCAGUGGAUGUUCAUAUCAGACUUUGCAGUUCGUGAUUAUUCAGGCACGUACACAGUGAAGUUGAUCCCGUGUGCAGCAGCACUGAAUGUGGAAUACUCGGUUACUCCCGUCUGCAACCCCAGAGAGCCUGUUACUUUUGAUCUAGAUAUUCGCUUUCAACAGGUGAGUGACCCUGUUGCUGUGCAGUUCAGUCUUAACACACAAAUGUUCCUGUUGUCUAAGAAAGCACUGUGGCUGUCAGAUGGAUCGAUGGGCUUCGGUCAGGAGAGUGAUGCGGCUUUUUCUGAGGGUGACAAAAUCUAUGGACGGGUGAUGGUGGACCCUGUUCAGAACUUGGGAGACUCCUUCUACUGUAACAUUGAGAAGGUGUAUCUGUGCACCGGAGCUGACGGAUACGUCCCAAAAUACAACCCCACCCGGUCUGAGUUUGGAUGCCUUGCAGACUUGCCGUCCCUUCUCUACAGAUUCAAAAUUAUUGACAAAGCACAGCCAGAGGCUCAGGCCAAGAGUUUUGGGGAUGUGGAUUUCAAUGCCCUGCUUGCUGUGGACGACCCCUCUGCCAUCUCUCUGGUGAAGCAGCCAGGUUCUGAUGGAUUCAAGAUGGACUCCACUCCUCUAUUCCAGGUGGCAGUAGGGAGAGAGUGGUACAUUCACACCAUCUACACAGUGCGGUCCAAAGACAACGCCAAGCGUGGCAUUGGUAAGCGAAGUCUAGAAUACCACUCGCUGACAUCAGCCGACCUUCUACCAAUGGAGGCCAAAAGACGCUCCAGACGAUCCACCGGUGACGUCCCGGUGCUGGCAGAACAUAUCGGACCUGAGAACAACCGGGGAACGAACAUCAUGCACAUUGUACUGGAUCGUAACCGCCGGCGGGCCGCGUCUGGGGAGGAGCUGUUCGCAGACGGAUUGUCUCCGAGGGAGCUCAGUGGGCGAGAUGCCGAAGAGAACGCAGUAACUGUGGCGGGAGCCCUCGUGGGGCUGCUCCUCACCAUCCUCAUCGUUGUGGCGUCGGCCCUGAUGCUUCACUCAAGGCGGACACCUGUGAAAAAAGCCCCGAGAGUCUCUUCAAGCCUGCAGCCUGUUACAGUUAGAAGUAGUCUUGAUAACGGUGACAGUUCAGAAGUCUGAAGGACUAAUGGAGUACGCUUUGUCAAACAUGAAUGAGUUUGAUGAUUUAUUUGUUUUAAACAAGUGCCUCUGACAAAUGUUACCUUAAAGGAAUAGUUCCCAAAAAAUGGAAGCUGUCACUAUUUUACUCAUCUCUUUUCAAAACUCCUGAAUGUUUUUUAUCAGACCAGCUCUUUUUCGUAAACAGCAGUUAUUAAGAACCACAUCCGUCAAGCUCCAAAUAGUAAAAAAUGCAAAGAAAGAAAAAAGGAACCUGUGCACGAAAUCUUCUGAAGCCAUAUGACAGCUUUGUGUAAGAAACAGACUAAAAUUUGAGUCUGUCAAAGCUCAUGUCUUGUCUGAAGAUUCGGUGAAGAUUCUGUGUGCUUCACAGAAAAAGGAGCGUAAAUGAAAUGAUCGUGAAAUGGUAACAUUUUAAUUUUGAGGUGAACUGUUCCUUUAAGAAGAGCUCAUGACCCAGUGCAUCACCAGUCCAAAGAAAUCUCUGUCUAGUCUUCACGACACAUCUAACUGACAUUGUCUUUAUAUGUUGCAUGUCCAACUUGGAUAGAUUGUUGGUCAACCACCAUAUGGAGGACAAAAAGGCAUCUUAUAAAGAUUGACUUACGAAAUAAAACCUAUAUAUUCUGGCAGACAGAAAAAAACCAUUGUUAAUGAGUGAAAUGGUAUAUGCGCAUCUAAAUGGACUGAUCAUCACGCUGACACUGACUAUAUUGUGUGUUUCACUGUUAUGCAUAAGUGUUAAAUAUUUACAUAAUUGUAUUACAGUUUUGUCUGCUGUUGCAGGUGUUUUGCCAAGCUCUAAAUGGAGAAAUGCUUAAUAUGCGUUUCAUAUGGUUGUUGUCACAAAGUUUACAUUCAAUCUUGUUCUCACCUUUCAUCUGGUUGCUACUGUUUUUAUAUAUACAUUAAUUUGCUAUUAUUUAUACAUUUGUUCAUAGAGUUAGUAGAGAGCAGUAUGCAUACCCAAAUAUUACCUCCUAAAUAUUGCGGUCCUGUCAUUAGUAUGGACGUAGUUAAAGGAACAGUUCGCCCAAAAAUGAAAAUUUUGUCUUCAUUUACUUACCCUCAAAUUGUUCCAAAUCUGUAAAUUCCUUUGUUCUGAUGAACACAGAGAAAGAUAUUUAGAAGAAUGUAGGAAAGCAAACAGUUCUGGAGCACUUUUGACUACCAUUGUUUUUUUCCUGUUUGGUUACAAGCAUUCUUCCAAAUAUCUUUCUCUGUGUUCAUCAGAACAAAGAAAUCUAUACAGAUUUGGAACAACUCCGGGGUGAGUAAAUGAUGACAGAAUUUUCAUUUUUGGGUGAACUGUUCCUUUAAUGGUUAUUGGUAAAAACUGUGACACAGGUAAUCGCUCAGAUUUCUCUUCAGUUUCUGCACAGUGUAUAAAGAUCCACAAUGGUAAAUCUACACGUAUUUUGUUAAAGUAUGUGUUAAAAAUGUUUUUAUAGUUCUGUCAUUCAAGUGUGUCAUGUCCAUUAGCCUAGAACUCUAUUUCAGACUUCACUUUAAAUGAAGAUGUCUCAUAACAAAUGUCGAUCAAUCCAGACAAGAAAUGUCUCAUCGGGCUGUUAAUAUGUUAAAAGAAAUGUGCUAUGCAAUGAAAUCAGUUGAUACUUUCCAUAUACGUAGUAUUGUGAGGCUAACAAACAAGCACGACAUUUUGGGCACAAUUACAUACUUUUUUAUGUGUGAAAUGGUGUUUAUGGUCAAAUGUUGUGCUUUUGUACAUGGUUCACUUCUAAAUAUUUCCAGUGCUAAAUGCAUUUUUUUAUGUAAUGGGCCUUCCAGCACAAAAUA